UACUGCACCGGAGGGGAAAGACAGGGAGACGGAGAGGAUUCGGCUCUCGCGCACGCAGCGAUCAAACCGCGGAGGCCUUUGGACCGGAUUCACUUGGUUUCCUUUAGCAAAUCACAGCGACUUUAACUUUAAUUCGAACUUCAGCGCCGUUUCUCGGCUCCUGUGAGGGGGAAAGUCGGUGCGUGUGCACACUGUCGGGAUAGUCACGCGCCGGGACGGGAAACUUUACCUCUUCACUCCUUCUUCCAUUUCAGCCGCAUCUCUCUGCCCUCACCUUCAUGCUCUGACAUCUUCCUCCUUCACGUGAAGGUAAACAGAACACAUCUGAGAAGUGUGUGUGUGCGUGUGUGUGUUUGCUGUGUAAACCAGAGUGUAUGGUGAUGGCGCAGUCCCGCUAACGGACCGUCUGCAACGGACAUUUAACAGAUAAAAACAAACGUGAACGCAAACAAACACUCUAGAAGUGUAGUAAGUGUUCGUGAGCCGGGAAAAGCGCGUGACUGCGUGUUUGUGCGCGUGAGUUGGACUGUUAUGGAGGCUCGGUUCGGUUUAGGCGGAGUUUUUGACUCUCCGUUUCGAAUGGACCUUCCGCAUGGCGCGCGAGACACCGGAGCGGCGGGAGAAGUUGUUUCGCUGGCGGAGAUGUGGGACGGAGAGUGGAGAGACGCGCGCGAGAUUAACACCACCACCGGAGGAGGAGGUGGAGAUGGAGGGGGAGGAGGAGGAGGAGGAGGGAGGACAGCGCGCUCCGUUACGGCGCGGGACGGAAGAGAGACCUCGAGUUGCACGGAGGCCCGCGCCGCCGCCACCACGCUGAGUGAGCUGCUCUGUCCAGACACCGGAUACAAGAACAACAACAACAUCGACAACCACAACACUGCCCCGAGAACACGCGGCAGCGCGCGCGAGCUGACAGCCAGCCGUGGUGACACGAGCGCCGUCUCGAGCCGCUGCUGCAGUAGCACCGACACGACAACCACCACCGCCACCACGACCAUCUCGGAGACGGCGCGCGAGCUGUGCAAAGCCGUGUCCGUGUCGCUGGGGCUGGCCAUGGACCCGCACGCGCACCACGAGGGGAACAGGAGCGCAGACUUUUUCGAAGUGCGCCGGAGGAAGGAGGAGGAAGAGGAGCGGGUGCACGCGCGAAGCGAUGACAGGAACAGAAGGAGCAGCAGUAGCAGCGCGAGCGCAGGUGCAGGAGGCGCCGCAGCAGGACGUGAGGGACGCGCGCCGCACGUGCACGGCGACAACAACAAACUACUUGAGAUGUUCAAAAGUGGCGACGAGGAGGACAUGAUGAUGAUGAUGCAGAUGGACAACGCUCGCGCACAUCACCAGACGGGGGUUAUAACGGAGAAUUCGGAAUUCGGACCGGGCGUCGCGAGCCUGAUGCGUGCCAAAAGCGCGAGCGCAGCGGCGGGUUCUUCUUCUUCCUCUUCUUCGUCCUGCCAGUUCCAGCAGCAACACCAACAACACGACCCGCAGGUAAACUUCGAGCUCGCGCAGUCCGUGCACGACAGGUACGGUGAUGAUUACUACUACUACUGGCCGCGCUACAACAACGUGCGCGUGAAGUACGAGACCGUACCGCCGCCCGUGACUCGCUAUGGUCACGGCGCUGCGCAGUACGGGAAUCCCGCGUGCACCGGCUCCUCGGCAGGACUGGACCCACCGCUCAUCUGCAGCCCCUACGAGUACGACUACGGCGCGCGGUCCGGACCAGGACCGUCUAUCAGCACCGCGCACGAGCCAUGGUACCACCAGAGCGGCGCCGUGUUACCCCGCGUGUCUUACCCAACCGCCACGUGCAUGAAGAACGAAGUCGGGGAAUGGCUGGAUGUGAGCACAAUGCAGGACUGCAGGUUAGAGAGUGCGAGGGAGGUGUUCCCCAUGGAGUUUUUCUUCCCUCCCCAGCGCACCUGUCUGAUCUGCUCUGAUGAAGCGUCCGGCUGUCAUUACGGAGCUCUGACCUGCGGCAGCUGCAAAGUGUUUUUCAAACGAGCGGCGGAAGGUAAACAGAAGUAUCUGUGUGCGAGCAGGAACGACUGCACCAUCGAUAAGCUAAGGAGGAAGAACUGUCCAUCCUGCCGUCUGAAGAAGUGCUUUGAGGCUGGAAUGACUCUUGGAGCUCGUAAACUGAAGAAGAUUGGCCAGCUGAAGGUUCCAGAAGAGGAGGGUUCGGUUCUAUCGAUGGUGUCCGGUUCCGGUUCAGUUGAGCUGAUCCAGAAUCAGUCACCUAAACCGGGUCUGACGUUCCACUCACAGCUCGUCUUCCUCAGCAUCCUGGAGUCCAUCGAGCCUGAAGUGGUGAAUGCGGGGCAUGACCACGCCCAGCCCGACUCUGCCGCCGCACUCCUGACCAGCCUUAACGAGCUUGGAGAGAGGCAACUCGUUAAGGUGGUCAAAUGGGCCAAAGGACUGCCAGGAUUCCGUAACCUGCACGUGGACGAUCAGAUGACGAUGAUUCAGCAUGCCUGGAUGGCCGUGAUGGUCUUCGCUCUCGGGUGGAGAUCGUACAAGAACGUCAACGCUCGCAUGCUCUACUUUGCUCCUGACCUGGUCUUCAACGAUCAGAGGAUGCACAUCUCCAGUAUGUAUGAACACUGUCUGCAGAUGCAACACCUGUCGCAGGAGUUCGUCUUGCUGCAGGUCACACAGGAGGAGUUUCUCUGCAUGAAGGCCCUCCUCCUCUUCAGCAUCAUUCCUGUGGAGGGAUUGAAGAGUCAGAAGUACUUUGAUGAGUUGAGGUUGUCGUACAUAAAUGAACUCGAUCGUCUGAUUAAUUACGGCAGGAAGAGUAACUGUACACAGCGCUUCUAUCAACUGACCAGACUAAUGGACUCACUGCAGCCGAUUGUCCGGAAGCUUCAUCAGUUCACCUUUGACCUUUUCGUUCAGACUCAGUCUCUGCCCACGAAGGUCAGCUUCCCGGAGAUGAUCGCUGAAAUCAUCUCAGUGCAGGUACCAAAGAUCCUCGCUGGCCUGGCCAAGCCCAUCCUGUUCCACAAGACUGUGACUCCGCCCCCUCCAGCACCCAGGCUGGCCACGCCCAAACAGCCAGACCUGGCAUAAUCUCAUAUGAUCCAGUCUGAACCGGUUCCUCCAACUUAAUGCUUUUUUUUGUUGUUAAGUUUCAGCAGGGAGACUUAAACAUCCUCAUUUUUACCUUUUCUCUCUCUCUCUCUCUCUCUCUCUCUCUGUGUCUCUCUCUCUCUCUGUCUUUUUCUUUCUUCUACUGAAAGUGUCUGUAAAAUCUGCAGUGGACCAUUACAUCAUUACUCCGGUCUAUCUUCUGCUCAAAGAUAAUUUCAGAUCAUUUUCUCACGCCGGCAAUGUCGUCUCUCUCUCUCUCUCUCUCUCUCUCUCUCUCUCUUGUUCUUUUUUCUCCAGCAUUUAUUCCUGAAGAGUCUGAAGAGCUACGCUGUGUUACCUGAUGGACAGGUUUAUAAAAAAAAAAAAAAGAAGAAGAAGGAGAAGAAGAAAAGGGAGAAAAAAAGCCUUUUAGUUUUAUCUGAGCCCUGAAAAAGACAAAGUGUGCACUAGAAAGUUUCCCUAAGAGAAGCACUGGUCUGUUUACUUCACACACGACUCUAUGCAUUUGGGGGAAAAUAGAAAAUAAUAAUAAUAUAAAAGGUCUAAUAUAAACUGCCAUACGCUUGCACCUUUUAAAAAACCAACGAAAAAUAAAACGCUGCUUUUUUUGCCAGUUUAUAACCAACCAAAACGACGACAAUCGAAAUGUGUUCGUUCUUCUGUGCCUCCAGGUUCUCCACUUUCCAACACCACGAGAACAUCUCCGAGUUUCACACGAUCUCACUGCACACGCUCUUGAACCUUCUCCCACUAAAGAACCCCGAAACGUACCUGACGUUCCCUUUAGCACAAAUGUACACCCUCGGUUCCGCCGUCCCACGCUGACAUAGCUGACAGACCGUCCUCCAGCUCAGAUCCUCAGAUCCCGCUCACAAGGGUUCUUCAGGUGCCCACUUCAUGUACAACAGUGUUCUCCUGUCAGAAAGAGCUCUAGAACCCAUGCAGGAGGCUAGGAAGCACUGAAGAACCCUUUUUCUUGGAGGUGCUUCAAAUUUUGAAUGUUCUGUAGUUGGACGAGGUUCUGUGUACAAUUCCUGAAGAACUUUUUCACUUUAAACAGAAAAUUUUGAUUCCAUUGAACAUUCUUCAGUUGUCCCUCAAAAGGAACCUAACAGUACAUACAAAAACAAACCUCCUCCUCCUCCUCCUCUUCAAAAAAAACAAAGGUUCUUUAAUGGUUCUUUGAUGAAUUAGGGGUUCUUAACUUCCAAUCACUGAGCCUUUCUCAUAGGGUUCCACACAGAACCACAGAAGAAGGGUUCUCAAGUUUUUCUAAGGGUUCCUUAAGAGUUCAUUAAUUAGUAAAGGCUUCCUAGCUUCAGAACUGAGGUCUAAAAGGAACCCUUGCUGAAAGGGAAGCACUGUUGUUGGGUUCUAGACAGAACCUUUAAACUUUUUGUGCAAAGGGAUGAACAAAGAAUUCUUCGAGAGUUCCUCUGGAGUUCACUGGAUAAAUAAGGGAUCUUAGUGUUCUAACAGGGUUCUACUGACAGGGAAACAUCCUCCACCUUUUCUACACUAAAACAGUUCUUUAAGGGUUUAGUGAAGAAUUCUGGGACUCUAAACAGAACCCUUGCUGAAAAGGAACCACUUUAGGGUUCUACCUUUAGAACCUUUAGAGGUUCCUGUUGUCAAGGAACAACCAAAGAGCCAUUAAAGAUUAAACCGUUCUAUCAGUGUACAUUUGAGGUGAAGGGGAACAUCGUGUACCUCUAGAUUUAGUUUCAACUGUUUCUUUAAGGUCAGGAUGAGGGGCGGGGCUAUGGGAUGUAAAUGCCACACCCACUGCCCUGGCCCCUGUUAGGUGUCUAUGAUGAUGAGUGUGAACUGAUCCUUUUACAUUUUUACUGAGGAAGUGUCUGUGUGUGUGUGUGUGUGUGUGUGUGUGUGUGUGUG
Molecule: messenger RNA, 4992 nt
Organism: Hemibagrus wyckioides
Lineage: Eukaryota; Metazoa; Chordata; Actinopteri; Siluriformes; Bagridae
Gene: ar
Product: androgen receptor
Exons: 8
Coding region: 532-3075 (847 amino acids)
Biological process (GO): regulation of DNA-templated transcription; male gonad development
Molecular function (GO): zinc ion binding; sequence-specific DNA binding; DNA-binding transcription factor activity
Source: RefSeq, a predicted model, not a curated record